AUGUCCGUCACCGACCUCCAGACGCAAGGCCGGCGAGCAUACAAGGAUGGCCACUACUCGAAAGCACUCCAAUACUUCGAUCGGGCACUUGGCAGACAACAGACUGUACAGCUCUACGACUAUCGCGCCUCGACGCACGAGAAACUGCUCAACUUCCAGUCCGCGCUCCAAGAUGCAAAGAAAGCGAUACAGACGGGAGGUGAAGAUCCGACUGGAUACUUGCGCGCUGGCAGAGUGCUCGUAAAGAUGCAGAAACCGAAAGUGGCCUUGGAGAUCUACGCGCAUGGCUUGAAGAAGGUGCGACACGUUGGACAAGGCUACGAACAGUUGAAGAAGAUGCACGAUGAGCUGCAGGGUCAGCUUGCACCAAAAAACAGUGUCGAUCCGCUUACAGUCUUGCCGCGAGAACUGGCGACGGCAGUCCUCGAGUACCUCAACUUCAGGCAGCGGAUCGCGAUAUGUCGCGUUAGCAAAGGAUGGCAGAGUUUUAUUCGGUCAGAGCCGACACUGUGGCAACAUCUUGACUUUAGCAAGGCGCGUGCGAGAGUUCCGGCACGCUUCAUCAGCACUGCGAUCAACACAGGCAAGAGCAAAGUGACAGCCGCAACGCUCAACAGGCACUUCGACUUCGAUAAAGUUCUAACAGCACUGGCGAAGAAUUGCCCACUGGAAAGACUGACCUUGAUGGAGACCGGGCUCCAGAGUCACAAUCUUGUCGAAGAUCUAGCAAGAGCUUCGAAGCUGAAAGAGCUGCGCAUCCUGAAGGGUACGGAUAUAUCAGAUGGUACUUUAAGGGCCGCAGUAACACAGUGCAAGAACACAUUAGAAGUCUUGCAGUGCCACUACACGAAGGUAUUUGACUUCUCCCGCUGGACCCCGAUCCACUUGCCCAUGAUGCGAUCUCUCGACAUUACGACCGGCAUGUUGUUGCACCGACCAAGCUUGAGCUUCAAGGAAUUUAUCAGCCAAAUGCCACUUCUAGAACAUCUCAAGCUCUGGAGUGCAGAUCCCGAACCUCAGGCCCACGGAUCGAUUUCUCUUUUCUUCGAUCUGCGAGAAAGUGCCAACCUUCAGCAUGUCGAGAUCCAUAUCGGAUGGUCCGCGGCUAGACAGCUGCUCCUUCCACCAUCGGUGCGUGUGCUGCGCAUCUCCACUGAUCACAAUCAUCGAAGUGGGUUCUGGCCCGACAGCUUGAUUGCUCCAGACUCUGCGAACCAGCUGCGUCUAUCAGAUCUUCCUCGACUCGAAGAGUUCCAUCUGGGUGUCCCAUCGACAGGUCUUCCAUACAUAUUUGGCCAGCUUUCGGCUCAACCUGAUACGCCCGAGAUGAAUGUUGCACAAUCAAAGCUACGAGUUCUGUCGCUAAGAAACCCGGAGAUCGAUCCGGCGGCAGGAUACUCAUUAUUUACCGAACGCACCAAGGAUCUCGAGUCCUUGGCUAUGACCGACUGCAUCCCUCUGGAUGAUGCGAGAAUCUACUAUAUCGUGAAGGAUUUCAAGCAGCUUCGUUCGCUCAAUGUCAGUGGUACCAAGAUUACAGGCGCUGGCGUGAAAGACAUAGUAUGUCUUGGUCACGUUAAGGAGCUCAUCUUGAAUGAUUGUCAUUAUCUCGGCAGAGAUGCUGUUGACUGGGCGAGGUCGCAGGGUGUGAAGGUUGAGUACCGGAUGUCGAACGAGAUCAAUGGUGGGAAGAAGUUGAGGUUUUGA
Molecule: messenger RNA, 1707 nt
Organism: Pseudocercospora fijiensis CIRAD86
Lineage: Eukaryota; Fungi; Ascomycota; Dothideomycetes; Mycosphaerellales; Mycosphaerellaceae
Exons: 1
Coding region: 1-1707 (568 amino acids)
Biological process (GO): SCF-dependent proteasomal ubiquitin-dependent protein catabolic process
Cellular component (GO): SCF ubiquitin ligase complex
Molecular function (GO): protein binding
Source: RefSeq, a predicted model, not a curated record